Molecule: messenger RNA, 525 nt
Organism: Portunus trituberculatus (swimming crab)
Lineage: Eukaryota; Metazoa; Arthropoda; Malacostraca; Decapoda; Portunidae
Exons: 1
Coding region: 1-525 (174 amino acids)
Source: RefSeq, a predicted model, not a curated record
AUGGCAGCUCGGACUGACAGACAAUUGAAAGAAGAACUAGACAUCGAAAUGGUGGACUCGGUGUUUUGGACGGACAGCAUGGCAGUUCUUCAAUACAUACGAAACACUGAGAGACGCUUCCACACCUUCGUAGCCAACAGAGUGGCUACCAUAAGUGAAUACUCAAACAUCUGUCAAUGGCGCCACGUUAGGUCGACACUCAAUCCAGCAGAUGAUGCUAGCCGUGGAAUACUGGGAAGUGAACUGCAUAAUGAGUGUCGAUGGAUCCAAGGCCCCACAUUCCUCGCCUUGAAGGAAGAAGAUUGGCCACAGACAACACUAACAAUCCCAGAUAUUAUGGCUGAUGACCCGGAAGUGAAGAAAACUUCCAUAUGUUUGGCAACUACAGCAGCAGGAAGGGAUAGUGACAUCAUAAAGACAUUGUGGGCGCAGUACUCAUCAUGGUAUCGGUUACGGAAAACCGUUUGCAUGGCUCAGACGAUUCAUACAAUGGUGCGUAGCAAGAUCCAACAAGACUGCAUGUGA